CAGGAGAUGAUUCACUGAAAAUUCCAUAUCAUUAUCCUACCACACACUUUCUCUCUACUUCUCCAAAACACCAAACGGAUAAAACAAAGUGUUCUCUUUUUUAAAACUCUUGCCCAAAACAAUGGCAACAUUGGCAACACCCGGAGUGUUGCUCGGAAACACUUCUAAGUUGUGCUUUCGCCGCCCACCGCAUCUUUCUCCUAAACUUAAGUCAGUCUCUUCGGAGCUGGGUUUUGUUACUUCACAAUUAAGUGGCAUCAAAAUUUCGUACAACCUCCCUGACGUGGCAAAGCCCAACCCCAUUUCCUCCCCUUUUGCUCCGGCUCUUCAACCCGUUGCACGGAGAAUUUGUCCCUUCACUGGGAAGAAAGCAAACAGGGCCAACAAAGUUUCCUUCUCAAACCACAAAACAAAGAAGUUGCAGUUUGUGAACCUACAGUACAAGAAGGUUUGGUGGGAAGCUGGUAAGCGCUAUGUGAAACUGCGUUUAUCAACCAAGGCUUUGAAGACAAUAGAGAAAAAUGGAUUAGAUGCUGUUGCUAAGAAAGCUGGGAUAGAUCUUCGAAAGGAAUAAUAGAUGGUUUCAGUUGGUAAAGCCUGUCUGCUUACUGUUUCCCCUGUAUUUUAAUCUUUUCUCAUGAUUUAUUGUUUUAUUUUUGUUGGAUUCUUCCAUUCAAAUGAGGAAAAUUAAUCUUUAAGCCUA
Messenger RNA from Pistacia vera, 703 nucleotides. RefSeq names its product 50S ribosomal protein L28, chloroplastic. The record is from RefSeq and is a predicted model, not a curated record. Gene Ontology annotation, molecular function: structural constituent of ribosome. The coding region runs from base 122 to 574 and encodes 150 amino acids. The transcript has 2 exons. Gene Ontology annotation, cellular component: ribosome. Gene Ontology annotation, biological process: translation. NCBI's taxonomy places the organism in Eukaryota, Viridiplantae, Streptophyta, Magnoliopsida, Sapindales, Anacardiaceae.